Brassica rapa (field mustard) is the source of this 9374-nucleotide messenger RNA. RefSeq names its product scarecrow-like protein 23. NCBI's taxonomy places the organism in Eukaryota, Viridiplantae, Streptophyta, Magnoliopsida, Brassicales, Brassicaceae. The record is from RefSeq and is a predicted model, not a curated record.
AGGAUUCUAAGAAUGAUUGUAGUGAUGACAUGUGGCUACAAAAAUAUGUUGUAAUGCUUCUCUUUUAAUAUAUAAGGGAUUAUCGGGCACAGUUUCACGAUAUUAUUUGAAAGUUUGUAUUUGUUUGUUGUGGAGAAAUAUUUUGUUUGUUUUUUCGAUAAAAAAAAUCGUUUGUUUGAAAAUAACUAGAGUGAAUGUAAAGAUAUGUGACUCAACCGCUGGAGGCAUCAAAUGUUAGGCACUUUAUUUCUUUGAAAAUCGAAUAUGAUUCCACGCUAUCCUUAUGUACUCACAUGCAUGGUUAAAUGACACCCGUCGUCGCAUCUUAAGGCAUAUAACGCAGAAAAGAAGAUAGGUAAAAAAAGAGAUACAGGGAUACCAACUUUCUAAUGGUAUAACCGUUGUAGUAAUUAGGAAAUGAGUGUAAUUGUUACGUAUAGUAUAUGUGGUCGGUCUUACAAAUGCAUAAUCAAAUAUUGAUUAAUGGUGAAUUCAAUUAGUGUUUACAGAAAAGAAAGUAAAAACAAUGCAAAAACAACAGUAAAUUCUUGUUGUGCUGGUUCCGAACUAAUUGAUGCUGCAAUGAAAUGAGCAUAGACCAAAACCAAAUGUGACAUUUUUAACCAAGUUUCUUAAGACGAGUUCAAAGUACAUAUAUGUCAUUCGCAGGAUAGUAUGGCUGUGAUUAGUAAUGUAGGUGUUCUAGUUAUUUACAAACCGUUUCUUUUAGUAUGACCAAGCAUUAGAAACUUUAUUGAGAUAUACGAUUAAUUGAUUCGGUAGUUUUUCACCUUUGUGAAUGACACGCUUCAUUAAUAGAUACAAAGUUUUUUUCUAAAAUGCAACAAGAAGAGAAUUCAUUCUCUCAUUUGUAUUAAAAGUCAUUUUUUGUAAGCAUCGCCUAGAGCAAAAACUAUUCUCCACUCCACUUGUCUUUCUUCUUCUUUUCUUUUCAAGUUCUUUCCACAUUAAUAAAUGUUUGUGCAGCAACGAAAAUACAUAAGCAACGAAAAUACAUACUUAUAAUUAAGAAGAACAAAGUAAUUAUCCAGAACUAACGGAUUAUAAGCCUUGAUAAUAGAUCUGAAAUUUCUACCAUUCAAAAGCUCGGGUUGCUAUUAUAUUCAGAAACGAGAAUAUCUUUGCCAUCCAUUAGGCUGUACACAACGAAUGAAUCUGAUCUUAAUUAGUUCGAAUGUAACUAGCAACCUCAACUUGCAAUUACUAGCUAAUUCAUCCCUCGAGAUUUUGUAGCUCCAAAAAUUCCCAGCAGAAGUAAACCAAAUAAAUGUUUUGUGCAACCAUUCAUGUAGAAUUAUGAGUUUAAAUGGAGUUCAGUGAGUAAUAUAAAUAAAAAGAAAUCUAAAUACUAACCUGGAAAUGACUGGAAGGAGGAUCGAAGCGAUGUAACUGAGGGGAAUGAAGCCUGGUCCGACGUCAUCAACCACUUAACUGAUCGUUCAUAUAAUAUAUUUAUAUAACCGAUCGUAGAUCUGAGUUAAGGGCCUCGUGCCAGACAACAAUCCCCUCAUAAGAAAAAGCUUCAUAGAUGAACAUGGAGUCCAUAAGAAGAACCCUAGCUACCUUUUACAAGUGAGAUGAUCAGCUUAUAAUUUACAAAGAAUCGUAAAAGUGAAAGAGAAGGAGACAAGAACGCAAUGAUGAAAGGAAGAGGCAGAUAUUAUAUUAUUAGGAAAAGAUAUUGUGGAAAUGUAGGUGGUAAAAAUAAUGAAAAGGCAAGAGGAAAAAGAUAGAAAAGAACAAACAUAUUAAAGUCAUAUCUCACCAAUUUGACGACCUUUUUCGUUUUGUUUAAUACAUUAUAUAUAUAGUUAAACAUUUUAGGCUUAUAAUGCUUUCACAUGUAUAUGGUACUGGAUAUUAAAAAAAAGUCAAAUAUUCGAUUGGUGGAUGAUCAAGAUACUAUCUCUUGGUUGAAUGUAUCUCGGAUCAAAUUAAGUUAAAUAUUGGAUUUUUUUAUAGUUUCUGUGACUUAGCAUAAUUUACUAACAAAAACGUUACACUGAAAUGUAAGUAUGUUCUAUGUAACACGGAAGGCUAAUAUCAUUUUCAGCAUUAGGACGAUGAUGCUACAAGUCAAAACAGAAAGUGAGAAAGUCAAAAGAUUAGUUGAGAAAUAACUAAUGUAAAAUGAAAUUAAGAGGAAAAAAACAAAGAAAGAAGAGCGAUAGGUGAAUUAUUAGGACAUGAUUAUGUUGGAUUAGAUGAAGAUGAGAUUACAGAGGAAAAUGUCUUCAUAAUUCUCAUGUACUCCAUGUGACAUUCACACACCUACCUCUCUUUUCCCUUUCUCCCCAACCCACGCAUGCAUUCAUUUUUAUAUGUUUUCAAUAAGAAAAGUCUUGUGACUGCCAUAUGCACAAAAAUUUAAUUGUUACAGGAGAAUAAGUGGUAUGGAAUGGAUGAAAUACAAAAAACCCAAAAAAUUCAGUGAAACAAAUAUUUACAAAGGAAAAGAAGCAUACUUAAAAUGUACUCCCUCUCCCUCCUGGCCCCCUCUAUAAAAGAUAAAAGUUUUGGUGUGUUUAAACAAUAAUAAAUAUACCAUUUUAUGAUUAGCUAGUUUCGAUAAUUUUAAAUCAGUAGCAAUUCAAUAAAUAUUAUUACUUUUAUAAAAAAAAUCACUAAUACCAUCCAUUAUCAGCUAUUAAAAUGUACAAAAUAUAUCUUUUAAGAACAUUUUUACAGGUGUUCAAACAAAAUUUUUUUAUAAAACACUAGAGUUGUUCCCGGGUUACGCCCGGGUUAUUUUUGUAUGAAAAUGUGAAAUCAGAAUAUCAUAGAAGAUUAAUAUAUUUCUGUCUGAAUUAUUUUUAAUGUAAAAUAGUGUCAGGGUUAAAGUAAUCAUUGAAUGUAAAAAAAAAAAAGGAGAAGUAUUAUCGAUGGCUAUUGAUUCUUACUGAUACAAUGAUUGUAUUAAUUGACGUUGGAAGCAAUAAUGUAAGCUUACAAACAAUUGACUAGUCUCGUUUGUAAACGCUUAAGUCUUCAAACAGAGGAGUAGAAAUCAUAAAUAAGAUGGUGGAGUUUUUGAAGAAGAUGGUGGUAGAUGUGAUGGGAUUUGCUUAAGUUGGAGAGCCUGAAAUUUAAUUUCAAAUAAAUUAGUGAACAUAAAUUUGCAUUAGGAAUCAAUUUAUUUAAUUAAUAGAGUAGGAAGACGUACUUGGAAGUAGCGAGGUAUCCAUCAUACGGGAAGGAGUUUUAACUCUGAUUCGUGUCUGUUGGUAGCUUGAUACUGCAUAGCAGAUACAUGUGAAUUAUUAGAUAGAUAACCACUUUAAAAACCUUCAAUGAGAUUCUGAGUUUUUGAUUUUACUUACCCUCAUGGGAACGAAGGCGGUUGAAGGUUUCUUUGUAGAUUAUAUUCUUCACUUUUUGUUUGUGUGAGUAUUCGCCUUUAGUAUACUUGCAUCCCUUUGUUAUAUGAAGGUUACUGGGUUCCCAGCAUAACAAUAAUCCUUUCUUUUCUAAUAUAUUCAAAUUCGAAGUUUUUUUUUUUUGAUAAAUUUGUUUUUUCUGAAGUGUUUUUUUCUUUCAAAUUUUCUUAAAAUUAAAAAAUUCAUAUUGUUAUAUUUUAAUCAAGACGGUAAUAGAUAGUGCAGAAAAUUAGAUAGUGCAGAUAAUGCAGUAAUAGAUAGUGCAGAAAAUUAUUUAAAAAAGUUCAUCAUAUAUUAAAAAUUAAUAUUUAGCUAAUUAGUAAAUAUUUCAUAAAAAUAAAAAUAAUUUAUUGUAAUGGUUUUUGAAUUGAUAAUAUAUGUAUAAUUUUGAAAAUUAUUAGCCUGCCAUUGCAAGCAAAACACAUAUCAUUCAUACAAAGAAGAAGAAACUCAUUGACUAUAUAGAUAGAUAUUCUUACUUUUCUUACCACGUUCUUAUUGAAAGAGUUUUAUCUUAUGUUUAUCAAACCAUAUCCAUGUUUUUUUUCCUUAUUAACACUAACUCUUAUUAAAAUGGAAAUAAUAAUAUUUGUGAACUUCAGCUUAUGUUAUAUGUAUUAAAUAAAAAAUAACUAAAAAUAUGUGAGUUUGUAUAAAAUUUAAUACAGUAGUAAUACAGAAAAUUAUUUUAAAAGGUUAUCAUAUAUUUAAAAUUAAUAUUUGUUUAAUUAUUAAUUAUGUUUAUUAAAAAAGAUUAUUGUAAUGGUUUUUAAUAUAUAUAUACUAUCUUCUGUUAAGUGCGGAGAAAACACUUAUCAUUCAUACGCAUAAGAAGAAUUUCAUAUGAUAUCACAGUUGUCAUACCUACAAAACUUCUAAUAGUAGAGUUAGGUAAAUUUUUUAAUAUGAGUUUUAGUUUAUUUACUAUAUAGAGAGUUUUUUUAAAUUUUUUUUACCAUGUUCUUAUUUUAAAAAGAAUUAUCUCAUGUUUAUCAAACCAUAUACAUGUUCUUUCCUUAUUAACACUAACUCUUAUAAAAAAAGAAAUAGUCAUAUAUGAGAAUUUCAGGUUCUAUUAUAUGUAGUUAAUAAAAAGAUAGUAAAAUACAGUGCUUUCUAUAGUGUACAAAUAAGUCCAUGGAAAAUAAUUUAUGUUUUUUAAUAAUUGAUUACUAACCUUACCAAGUUUUAGUAGAUUUGUGGGGCCCAGUUGCAUCCCAUCUAUAAUUCAGUUAUAGAUUUUAUAGUCUAUACGUAAUUAUACUACAAUAUGAUUGAAUUCUAUUUUAUUACUUUAGUAAAACUGUAUCUGAGUUUUGUUUUGAAUUUAAAAAUAUUUGCGUCAUUAAUAGUUUUUUUAUUAAUAUGGUUUUAGUAGAAUCAUCUAAUAAUACUCCACAAAUUCUCCAAGCUCUUUAGAUUUUUUUAACAGUUUAGAAAACAUUUAUUUGUUUUAGAAAAAAAAACAAUUAUCAAGCUUACCAACGUUAGGUUUUUUAUUUAAUGGCAGUUUUGUGGUAAGAUUUCUGUGGCAUGAUUUGAGUCACAUAAUUGAUAAGUUUGGAGUUUUGAUUACUCGGAGGCUCUAGGCUUAGUUUGAAAGUUUUCUGGCAAAAUAAAACAAAUAAUUUUGAUAGAAAAGAAAAACGAUGAUAUUAAAUUAUCGGACUACAUUAAAAUAUUUGUAUUGUAUAAGUGCAGUCAAUCUACAAUAUGCAUAGCUUUGUAGAUAUGUCACAGUCAAUAUUACAUUAGUAUAACGUGGUAGAGUUAUUAUAUAUUAUUAUAGAUCCUACGGAAGUAAAGGUUUGACGUACCUGCUGUUUCCAGAGGUGGUGUAGAAGGUGUGUUCUUCAUCCUUUUGUAAUCUUGAUUUUAGAAACGAUCCGAUUGUGUGUUAGAGAUUUAGGUUUCGACUGGUGAUAUUUUCGGGAACACGAGGAAUGAAUAGGAAAGGAACAUAUAGGAAUAAAAUUACAAGAAUGAAAAGGAACAAGGAAUGCUUUUGUUCUAUAGUUCUUUUCAAAAAAAGGAAUGGAGAGGGAAUUUAGGGUAUGAAUGGUGAACAGGAAACGACGAGAAAUAAUGCAUUCCUUAACGUUCCUAAAACAAAUCACCAUUCACAAGGAAUAAUAAUUCCCUCUCAUUUCCUUUCAUUCAUUUUUUGUAGAGAAUUAAAAAACAAAAUUAUUCAUUGAUAAAAUUGAUAAGGAACAACCAUUCAUUUUCAUUCCUACUAUUUUAUUCCAACAUUCUUUUUUUAUUCGUUCCUUUUGUUUUCCGAAUGGUUAUCAGUUAGACCCCUAGAUUAUACACGUACGUAGGAGAGCUUAGAAGAAGGUUCUGAUAUUGUGGUUUGAGUCUUGUUUUUGUAGAUGGGAGAGAUGAAGUUGGGUUUUUUUUAAUUUAAUUAUAUAUGCCUCAAUGAUUCUCUGAGCAGUAUACAUGGUAAUAAUGGAAAAUGAUUAAGCUUAGCGUAUAUGAAGGAGAAUUAGAAAUUUAUUGGCUUGUAUAUCAGAAUAUUUUGUUAUGUUAGUGGAAGGAAACAACAUUAACUUCCUCGGUUUGUCUUGCCAAAACGGUGGCGUUGAAAAUUAUGGCCAUGUCUUAUACUAUCAUUUUUUAUCCUCGUGACUUCCAUCUUUUAUUGGGUUCACGCAAAAAUUAAGAAAAAAUAAAGGCCAAUAACGAUACAAACGAAGCCCAAAAGCCCUCUCCAAAUAAAACAAAAACGUGAAAUCCAGAAGCGACUUAAGCGUGUUUGACAUGUCCAAACAAAAUAUUCCGAUUAGUUGAUUAUUUUUGGUGAUAUGACAGCCUAAAAACUCAGCAUAUAGGCUUUUUAGUAUUGUGAUUUAUCUUUCGAAAAUAUAAAUAUUAUUAUCUAUUAUUUGCAUAUCCAAAUCCUUUUUAAUAUAUUUAUACAUGUCAACAUCUGUACUGAGUUGUUAUCUUUACGUUGGUGUGAAAACCGUUUACUCUCGCUACCUUCUUUCAAUUGUUGACAAUGGCACUACAAAAGUACAAAUACUCCUCAGGAAGCUGUUCUCUCUGUCAGGACAAGUAAUUUAUGUGAUAAUACAAAAUAGUUGUACACGAAUAGAAAGCUUUCUUUUAACCAAAGACAAUUGACAUUGCAAUCAACGCCAAUGCAAAGCAAGAUCACUUCUUCUAUCGGCAAGGAUAUUGUUUUGGGUUGUUGAUUUAUGCAGAGUCAAGAUUAGUCAUCCUAGUAAAAGGGAUAUCUAAUAGGAAGCAUCCACAUAAAAGUUAGGCACGAACCAAACCCAUGGAUUGCAGGCUAGCAGCCCCAAGAGGUUAGCCCAUUUGGUAACCUGUGUAACUCAAUCUUUAAUACUCGAUAGAGAAGGUUUAUGAGAGCAUAUACCCAGUCCAUCCAGAGAUCUGAGAGGGCUAUGCAGAGAUUCUCUUAGCCUAAGCUAAAGGAACAAAACAAGUAUAAUAGAAAGUGGGCUUUUUGUUCGUGGACAAUCUAGUUAUUAGAAAAGGACAAAAAAGAGAGAGAGAGAGAGCAGUGGUUACGUUGUUCACAUAACAACAGUAGUUUGAGAGAGUUUUUCUCUCGAUUCCUCUCCUUCUUCUCUCUCAUGAAUCUUUCAGAAGGAGAGUAUCGCCGGUUUAGUUUUGUUUCUUUUCACCGAAUUUUUCCGGUUGUGUCUCCCGAUGGUCGGGCUUUUGUCUCCGGGGAGAGGUGGUUCCCUCAACACUAUCUUCGCCGGCUCUUGUCUCCGGGAAGGGAUGAUUCUGCUACAUCACUUCGCCGGCUCCUUACCGGGGGUUUCCCCGGUUCCGUUUAAUCAUCGAUUCUUGGGGUCCUCUGCUCAAUCGAUUCUCCUCUUCAGCUUCCGAUCCAUUGUUCCUUGCCUUUGUUAAGGAUGAUUCAUCUUCAAGCUUAUCUCUUUCUAUAAAGAUGUUUGGUUUGCAUGUAAAGAAUUUUGGAGGCUUCAGUUGGAUUGAUGUCGAUUUUUUUUCAGAAGCGGUGAUUUGCUAGAUUUGGCUCUAUGGUUGAUCUAGGUUGAGAACGGUUCAGUCUUGAAUGGGUUCUCCUUGGUCUCGUCUUCGCCGUCGGCGGAGCACCGCCGUGUAAGCUUUCUGGCACCGGAGGAAGGUGAUGUCUUGUGUCUUGACGCGUGUGCCAUUGAUUGCUGGGCAAUCGGACACGUGGUGGAAUCUGGACGUUUCCUUCCCCAACGGUUUUCGUCUUUGGGCUGAAGGCCCGAAGUUCGUUUGGUUUGUUCUGGCCCGUUGGUUUGUGGCCUUUUAAUGUUUGGCCGUUUAUUUGGCCUUAGUUUGUAAAGUUUGUUGGGCUUUGCCUUUUGGGCUUUGUCUCUUUUAAUAAAAUUCCAGAUGACAAAAAAAAAAAAAAAAAAAACAACAGUAGUUUGAUGAUAGCAAAGUGAAUGCUUGCGAAUAAGAUACAAAAGUCUUUUGGAGAAAUCAGAAAAGUGAUCAAAUCCAAAACGACAAUCUUGUCUUGUCCCUGAAAAAUCCUGUCAUUACUCUCUCAAACCCUUUCGCCUUUCGAAUCUCCCUUUUUCUUCUUCUUCCUCUCUCUUCAAUGAUUCCACUCUCUGAAUUUCACUCAACUCCUUCCCAUGGCUGCAAAACGUGUCCACGGAGACUACCCUUCCUCCACCGUUAAACGCCACAAGGACCUCGACUUCCCCGAAGACACCACCACCGCACUCCAAGACGACGACGGCGCCGCCGCGAUCAACCUCCUCAGCCUACUCCUACAAUGCGCCGAAUACGUAGCGACGGACCACCUCCGCGAAGCUUCCAUCCUCCUGUCGGAAAUCUCCGAGACAUGCUCCCCGUUCGGUUCCUCCCCGGAGCGAGUCGUCGCCUACUUCGCCCAGGCGCUCCAAGCGCGCGUCAUCAGCACCUACCUCUCCAGCGCGUGCUCCCAACUCUCGGAGAGUCCACUCCAGUCUCAGAAGAUCUUCGCGGCCUUGCAGACAUUCAACUCCCUGAGCCCUCUCAUCAAAUUCUCACACUUCACCGCCAACCAAGCGAUCUUCCAGGCCCUCGACGGCGAGGACUCCGUCCACAUCAUCGACCUCGACGUCAUGCAAGGCCUCCAAUGGCCUGGACUCUUCCACAUCCUCGCUUCCCGUCCUCGAAAGAUCCGAUCCAUUCGGAUCACCGGGUUCGGGCCAUCCUCCGACAUCCUCGCCUCCACCGGCCGGAGACUCGCCGACUUCGCGGCGUCCUUGUCCCUCCCCUUCGAGUUCCGUCCCAUUGUAGGCAAAAUCGGAAACGUAACCGAUCCGAGUCGACUCGGGAGGAGGCCCGGCGAGGCUGUGGUGGUUCACUGGAUGCAGCACCGGCUAUACGACGUCACCGGGAGCGAUCUCGACGCGCUGGAGAUUAUACGGAGGCUGAGGCCGAGUCUGGUAACGAUGGUGGAGCAGGAGCUGAGCUACGACGACGGAGGAGGAGGCUGCUUUCUUGGGAGGUUCGUGGAGGCGUUGCAUUAUUACAGCGCGUUGUUCGACGCGCUUGGGGACGGGUUGGGGGAGGAGAGUGGGGAGAGGUUCACGGUGGAGCAGAUCGUGCUUGCGACGGAGAUAAGGAACAUUGUUGGGGGGAAAGGGAGGGGGAUGAUGAGGUGGAAAGAGGAGCUGAGUCGGGUCGGUUUUAGGCCCGUUUCGCUUCGGGGCAACCCGGCAACGCAAGCGGGUUUGUUAUUGGGUAUGUUGCCGUGGAAUGGAUACACGUUGGUCGAAGAAAAUGGAACUCUUCGGCUCGGUUGGAAGGAUCUCUCGCUUUUGACUGCUUCUGCUUGGCAAUUUCAGCCGUCCGAUUAACUUUUCAUUACAAUGUGUUUCUUUUUUCUUUUUCCUUUUUAUAAACACACUUGAUCCGUUUAAAGAAUAACGCAAGGUUGGAGAAAAAUAAUUAUGAUAUAGUUGAGAUAUCAAAGGUUUUAUAUAAUUCACUAAUCCUAUCUUA